This is a messenger RNA of Phymastichus coffea, 2418 nucleotides long. RefSeq lists its product as uncharacterized. Bases 107 to 1354 code for a protein of 415 amino acids. The transcript has 5 exons. The record is from RefSeq and is a predicted model, not a curated record. Lineage: Eukaryota; Metazoa; Arthropoda; Insecta; Hymenoptera; Eulophidae. Gene Ontology annotation, molecular function: protein binding.
AGUUUUGCGUCGUGCUCAACGCGUAGACGAUGCGUUACAGCAGCCGCCGCGCACAUCCGUUUGAAAAAGUUGGUCCGAGCCUUGCCGAGUGAUCUCGCGGUCGAACAUGAGCAGCAACGAUCAGUCACCGUGGGGAAAUCUCGCGUUCUCGGACGAGAUUCGCUACAGAAUCUUUGCACGAUUGAGCGCCAAAGAACUGGCGCAGGUUGCGGGCGUUUGCCGGUGCUGGCGCACGGAAGCCAGGAAGAUGCUUUCGAAAAGAAAUAAAUUCGAGAGUUUGAUCUUGCCACUGUGGAUAACGCCUUACAAUAACGGAGUCUCUCUCCUGGAGGGGGGCGAAUUUUGGGACAUUUACUUCCAACGGCUAGCCGGUGAUCCAAUCAGUCCAGUCAGUCCACUUGCGAUAACUGGAAACUGGGAGGUUGGCCAAAUACUCAGAUGCGUACCAAAGGUGUUUUACGUGUUUUACGAUGACACUGCCGACGUAACAUAUCCAUUUUGCACCGAAUAUGUCGAGUCUCUGCCUAGGUCUACUCUGUAUACGGAAGCGGGAUUUCUGCGUAUGACUUUGGAUGGAACGGAACUUUUCGGAGUUACGAAUAUAGGCGCCGGACUUGCGCUCCCGUCGACGCCCCUUUUGCAGUGUCACAUGCUGGAUAUUAGUAGUUACUUCGAAGCCGAGUACAUCGAUCAUUAUGAUAUCAAACAGGAGACCUACUCGAUCAACUUGGCGAUGAGAGAAUUAUCGUCGCUCGCGUUGAGCCCCGAUUCCAACUGCUUCAUCGUGUUGUUGAAUCGGUCGAAGAUCGAAGAAUGGCAAGAGGGUCCGGAUUGGAAAUUCGAAACCUACAUAAAUGCGUUCAUAAGCCAUUUAACGAAAAGUUUGGAUGCUGUAUCGUACUCGCUGUUGGGCACUGGAUGCUCAUGGAUCGCGAGUUCUUCGCGUUCUCAACCAUGGAGCACCUCGGAAUUCACUAAUUUCACGCUAAUCUACGGCUCGGCCUUCAAAUCUUGGUCGAUCGUCAUAGCUCUGAAUUUAUCACCGGCGCAGAUGAUAGCCAAGCUGAAGGACUUGAAGAGGAAUAUCGAUGUGAAUUCGUCGGCUGUCGCAUUAUGCUCGUACCCUGUGGACAAGACUUGCUCUUGUUGGUCGAGCACCGACCAGGGCCUUUGUGGAGUUUCGCACUUGGAUCCAACGGAAAUAUUCAAGCGAGUGUUCCCCAAGAUCACUUUGACGUGCUUCUACGAUGAUCAGGAUUACUCGCAAUUUGGUUGCAACACCUUGGAUCACGAUGAGAAUCCGGUAUUCGUGCACAAGAAAUCAUUGAUUUAUUUGAUAUUAGCUAUGGAUUAAUCGGAUACGUCUCGACUAAAAGCAACACCAAACACGGUUUCUUCAUACUCAAGAUUUUCUAACGUGAUUAACGUUCGUCAAUGAUCUUUCAUGUUAAUGGUUAGCCAAUUUGUAAAGUAUAUUAAAUCUAUUAUUUGAAAUAUUUUAUUGGCGUGAAAACGCUUGUAAUAGAAGUAAUAAAAUUACAUCGGAAAAAAACAGCGAACAACGUAUACAAGUAAACGUACAGAGGCAAUGAAACAAACUUCAAAUUUCUGCGCGUUUGCAAACCUUGGAGGCAGCAAAAAUACGUAUAGCAACGUACACUGGUACGACUGGUACUCGAGUACGAUUGCUAAAUAGUGCUAACUUUUACAGUAGCCCGUAAGAAUGAACUGAAGCGGGGUUUCAUUGUGGUCGUCCACAAAGGAAAGCUAUUCGCUAUUAAGGACUGCGAUAAAGAUAUCACGGCUCGCAAAGAUGAGUGGAUGGUUACGAAUGGAUUACGAGUUGCAUUUGGAUAAUAAUCUCGAGGCAGAAAAUUUCAUCCAACCGCACUACUAAUGUUGAUUAUCAUUUAACUUAUGCGAUUUUUUGCAUGGUCGUUUGACCAUUUAGUAAGAAAAACUGAUAAUUAUUUUAUUCGAUUGUUCAGCCGUGUGUAAACUCGUAAAAAGUGUCGAAGAGAAUUAUUAAAGCUAAUCGAUCGAUCGCCAUUUAACACAAUUAUAAUUAGCCAGGCAACCGUGUAGAUAUUCAUUAUUCAGUCCAUAUGAUAAUGGAAACGUUUCAUACAGAACCAACCAAAUAUUCUAUCAUUCCAUUAUAAAUUUAUAAUAUACAAUACAUUAUAAAAUUUAUCGUAAAAAGCUUCAUUCUUGAGCUAUAAAAUAAGAUACAAAACGUUAUCAUAUAUAAAUAAUGUGCCCGUAGUUAAAAGUUAUAAUUAUUUCGUUUGGAAUUAUAAAGUAAGGUGCGUCUACCUUUCUUCAUCCGAAAAGGGUGGUGGAAAAAAUCGAUGCCCUGUAAAAGAUUAUAGCCAUCAAAAUCUAAUUGCACAGUUUUUAGCACAAGAACGAGUUAGU